AUGGGGUCGAUCCCCGAUCCCGGCGAGUUGACAGAGUUGACUCCGCCGAGCUUCGACGAGUUCCAGAGGCAGACCUCUCUCAUGACCAGCUGUACUCUACUGUGGAAGGAGCUCUCGGACCACUUCACGUCCUUGGAGCAGAAUUUACUGAAGAAAUCUGAGGCCAUCAAGCGCAAAAUUCAAAACCUAGAGCAGGAGACCAAGGAGUCCCUCGACGAGCUCGAGCAGCGGGAGGUCACAAUCAUGGAGAGCGUAGAGAUCGCGGUCGGAAAGGUCGAGAAGAGCAAGGAGGCCGCGCUCAAGGUCUUGAAGAGAGGUCGCUCCGACGACGACGAUGGAGAGGUGGACGACAACGAGGGAUUGCUGAUGAAUCUCAAGUCCUUGUGCUUGAAGAUGGAUUCUGGACGGUUCUGGAGGUUCGUGACGGCGAGGAAGAAGGAAUUGGAGGCUCUGAGGUCACAAAUGCCUCUGGCUUUGGCUGAUUGUGUUGAUCCGGCGAAGUUCGUGCUCGAGGCGAUAUCGGAGGUGUUUCCGGUGGACAAGAGAGUUGACAAGAGCGAGAGGGGUAACGAUUUGGGCUGGGCUUGCGUUCUGGUUCUGGAGUCUCUGAUUCCGGUGGUGGUCGACCCGAAGAUCGGAAAAUCAAGGCUUCUGGUGACGCCGACCGUGAAGGAACGUGCCAAGGAGAUCGCCGAGACUUGGAAGGCCAGUUUGGAAGAGCGAGGUGGCAUUGAGAACGUGAAGACUCCUGAUGUUCACACGUUCCUGCAGCAUUUGGUGACUUUUGGGAUUGUGAAGGAGGAGGAUGUUGAUUUGUACAGAAAACUUGUGGUUGGGUCGGCCUGGCGCAAGCAGAUGCCUAAGCUGGCCGUUUCGCUUGGCCUCGCCAAGAAAAUGCCGGAUAUGAUUGAAGAAUUAAUCAGCAGGGGACAACAGCUUGAUGCGGUACAUUUCACUUAUGAAGUUGGACUUGUGCACAAGUUUCCUCCUGUUCCUCUGCUGAAAGCUUUUCUGAAAGAUGCUAAGAAAGCUGCAGCCUCUAUUAUGGAAGAUCCCAAUAAUGCUGGUCGAGCUGCGAACCUAGCUGGACGCAAAGAGCAGUCUGCACUCCGAGCUGUCAUCAAGUGUAUUGAAGAUUACAAACUUGAGGCAGAAUUUCCUCCAGAAAACCUCAAGAAGCGCCUUGAGCAGCUAGAGAAGGUGAAACCAGAGAAGAAAAGGCCAGCUGCAGUCCCUGCCAACAAACGAACACGAGCCAACAAUGGAGGUCCCAUGCCUCCAGCCAAGGCUGGACGCUUGACGAAUGCAUAUGUGUCUUCUUUCCCUACACCUCCUCCGACGUUUGUCAGGUCUCCUUCCCAUGCUCAGUAUCCUGCUGGGUACUCACCGUACCAUUCCCCACCCACCAUGUAUGGCAGCAGAAGCCCACCAACCAAUCCUUAUGCGUACUCACCUGAAGCCGCCCCUCCACUUGCCGGAUCAUAUCCUGGAGCUCCCAUGAACUAUCCUGCAUACGGGGGUUAUGGCAAUGGUAUGGUACCAGCUUAUCAGCAGGCUUACUACCGAUAG
Prunus armeniaca (apricot) is the source of this 1569-nucleotide messenger RNA. Lineage: Eukaryota; Viridiplantae; Streptophyta; Magnoliopsida; Rosales; Rosaceae. The record is from the annotation of a GenBank genome assembly.